This is a messenger RNA of Sporothrix brasiliensis 5110, 2175 nucleotides long. RefSeq lists its product as uncharacterized. Bases 1 to 2175 code for a protein of 724 amino acids. Lineage: Eukaryota; Fungi; Ascomycota; Sordariomycetes; Ophiostomatales; Ophiostomataceae. The record is from RefSeq and is a predicted model, not a curated record. The transcript has a single exon.
AUGCCCCCUCUUCCUGGGUUCUCCGACAACCCGCUGCGUACACGUGCCGACGUCGUGCGGGCAACGCUUGCAUUGCUCCGACCGCUGCAGCAGACAUGUUUCUCGCCGGGCCGCGGACGCGUGCGCAUCCCCGUGGCGACGGGCGCGCACUUUGACGAGGCGGCGGCGCAGCUCGAGGGCUUUGCACGGCCGCUGUGGGCCGUUGGCGCUCUCUUGGAAGGCGGCGACAGCGACGAAAGCGAUGACGUGCUAGCCCCCUGGAUCGAGGGCAUUGCCGUUGGCACCGACCCCGAGCACCCCGAGUACUGGGGCGACAUCAGCGAUAUGGACCAGCGCAUGGUCGAGUCGGAGAUUGUGUCGUACGCGCUGCUGGCGGCGCCGAACCGGCUGUUUUACGCGCAGCCGCCGCGGGUGCAGGCCAACAUUGUGCGGUGGCUGCGGCAGAUGAGCGGAAAGGAGAUGCCGCCGACCAACUGGCUGUGGUUCCGCGUGAUGGCCAACCUGACGGUGCUGCGCUUAACGGACGGCCAGGCGGUCGGGGGCGGCCAGCACGCCUACAACCAAGUGCUUGUUGACCAGAUGAACGAGGACCUGGCGAAGCUUGAUUCCUACUACAUUGGCGACGGCUGGUCGAGCGACGGAUCGUGGCAGACGGAGGCGCAGCAGGCCGCCGAGCGCGAAGAGGCGCGCGUGCACGGCAGUCGCGACACAAGCAUGGGCCGGCAGGUGGACUACUAUUCGGGCAGCUUUGCCAUCCAGUUCAGCCAGCUGCUGUACACCCGAUACGGCGGCGCGCACCUCGACCCGGCGCGGGCCGAGCGGUACCGCAGCAUGGCACGGCAAUUUGGCGCGUCGUUUUGGCGGUACUUUGACGCGGACGGCGCGGCGAUUCCCUUUGGGCGGUCGCUGACGUACCGCUUUGCGUGCGGCGGCUUCUUUGCGGCCCUGGCCGUGGCGCAGGUCGAGGAUAUGCCGGCGCCGCUGCACACGCCGGGGGCCGUCAAGGGCUUCCUGCUGCGGCACCUGCGGUGGUGGGCGGCGCACUCGGACGACGUGUUCGGUGUCGACGGCACGAUGACCAUCGGCUGGCAGUACCCCAACAUGUACAUGGCCGAGGACUACAACUCGCCGCAGUCGGUCUACUGGUGCCUCAAGACGCUGAUUGCGGUGGCGCUGCGCGACGACGACGCCUUCUGGGCGGCGGAGGAAGAGCCGUAUCCAGCGUUCUCGUCGGACCAGCCCGGCGUGCGUCUGGUGCCCACGCCGCAGCAGAUCCUGUGCAACCACCCGGCCGGCCGCCACCACUUUAUGCUGUCGCCGGCGCAGUAUGUGGCCUGGCCGAUGAAGGCGACGCAGGCCAAGUACUGCAAGUUUGCCUACUCGUCGGCGUUUCCCUUUUCCGUGCCGACGGGCCCGCUGAUCCAGCAGAUGGCGCCAGACAACAGCCUGGCGCUGAGCCGGGACGGGCGCGAGACGUGGGUGGUCAAGUGGAAGCACUGCGAGGCGGCCACGUUCACCGACGACGGAUGGGCUGCGGUGCGGUGGUAUCCCUGGGGCGCCGACCGGGCGGUGCAGGUGGACACGACCCUCGUCCCGCCGACAGAUGCAUGGCCGGACUGGCACGUGCGUGUGCACCGCAUCCGCGUGAACAAGGCGAUCCCGAUGCUGCAUGCCGUGGAGGGCGGCUUUGCCGGGCCAGGACGGAGAAAGAGCGCGCGAGGCGACGGCGCCAAUCUCGGUCCGGCCGCGGAGAAGCCGGCGAAGCUGGUCCUGGGGGAAAGCGAAGAGGUGGUGCUGGGCGACGAUGCACCCUCCGUGCUGAUUCUGUCCUACGCAGGCGCACUGGGCGUCGCCAUAGACGCGCCGAUUCUACGCUGCGCUGGUGAUGCGGGCAGCGCUACGGUCCAGGCGCGGUGUGCGCCGCUCAAGCCCGAUUCCAACACGAGCCUGGCGUACCAGCGCAGCCUGAUGCCGGCUGCGUACCACGAUGUUGUCGAUGCGACAGCGGGCGAGCUGGCGGCGGGCACAGAGCUGGUGCUGGUGACCAAGGUGUUUGCCAUCCAGGCCGGCACGGACGACUCUGAGCGGGUAGACAUUACGGAGCGGUGGAACAACAAGCCGAGAGUGGCCUUUGGCAAGGCAUCAGCCGAGCCAUGUAUUGUGCUGCGGGAGUAG